Molecule: messenger RNA, 1875 nt
Organism: Ictidomys tridecemlineatus (thirteen-lined ground squirrel)
Lineage: Eukaryota; Metazoa; Chordata; Mammalia; Rodentia; Sciuridae
Source: RefSeq, a predicted model, not a curated record
GGGAGGGGGAGGGGGUUGCGCUGUGGCCGGUCGGCUGGGGUCACGCGCCUUCGUGCGCGCACGAUGGGUUUGGAGCCCCUGGGCCUCAGCCCGGAGCCGGAGUGCCGACUCCCAGCCUGGGGGCCCCGCCCGGCCCUCUGGUGUGGGGGGCGUGCUCCGCGAAGGGGAAACUGAGGCCGAAGAAAGUUGAGUACGUUCCCCAAAGUCACAAAGCUGAGUUUGGCCCAGAACCUAGGAUACCCACCAGCCCACUCUGUCCACCAUCCGGAAGAAUCGUCCCCGUCCUUGACUUCCCAUUCUGUGCGCCUGGCUUCCCUCUAAGUGAACACAGAAAAAGCACCAGCUGUGUGCUGGGAGUACCCUGGUGAACCUGGGGAUAAGAGGAGCCCCUCCUCCUAUGAAUUCAAACUACCUACUUCGGGAGGCAUGCCAAGCUGUGCUCAUGAGAUAGGAUAAGAGCUAUGAAAUGAAGUGUCAGAGGGGAAAGGACAUUUGAGCUGGGUUUCAAAGGUACAGAGCCCCGGGGUCAUGCUUGACCUUCCUCAGCCAAGUAUGCAUGCCAGGGAACCCCCUGGCCUAUUGUCUCCAGCGCUGCCUCUUGCCUCCUCUGUCCUCAUGCUGCUGAUGAGCAGCCUGUGGCUGGUGGGGGCCGGCCCCAGCCUGACCCUGGCUCCGGAGCUGCUGUUGGACCCCUGGCAGGUGCACCGGCUGCUGACCCAUGCCCUGGGCCACACGGCCCUGCCUGGCCUGCUCCUGAGCCUGCUGCUCCUGCCUGUCCUGGGCUGGCGGCAGGAGUGCCACCUGGGCACACUGCGAUUCCUGCACGCCUCUGCCCUGCUCUCCCUAGCCACUGGGCUGCUGGCUGUGCUGCUGGCAGGCCUUGGUGUGUCCAGUGCAGCUGGUAGCUGUGGAUACAUGCCUGUCCACCUGGCCAUGCUGGCAGGGCAAGGUCACUGCCCUAGAUAUUCCCAGGGGCUGCUGCCACCGUGGUUGCUGCCAUGGCUGCUGCUUGCCCUGACCCCCCUGCUCAGCUCCGAGCCACCCUUCCUGCAGCUCCUUUGUGGCCUCCUUGCUGGCUUGGCCUAUGCUGCCAGAGCCUUAAGGUGGCUGGAGCCCUCGGAGCAGCGCCUACAGGUGAUGCAGGAGAGCAUCUUGUGUAGGACCCUGGCUAGGUGCUGGCCUUUGAGGCUCCUUCCCACCCCAGGCAGCCUGGCUGAGCUGCCUGUCACCCUUCCUGCUGGAGCGAGGUCUGCCAUCCCUGGAUCUCCUUACCAAGUCUCCCCUCCGCCCUGGUCCCAUGGUGAUGGCACAGCCCAGCUCCCGCCAGGCCCGGGGCCCGUGCAGCUGACCUGGGAGGACCUGGAGGUGGGCCUGGACUGGGCUGGGUCCCGCUUCCCCCCAGGGGCCCCGAUGUGGGCCGUCCUGGAUGAGCAGAUGCUGCAGGAGGGGAUUCAGGCCUCACUGCUUGACAGGCCAGUUGAGGAGACCCAAAGCCCACUGUGGCUGCCCAAGUCCUCAGUGUCCUCUCUGCGGCUGCAGCAGUUGGAGCGCAUGGGCUUCCCCACAGAGCAGGCAGUGGUGGCACUGGCAGCCACAGGCCGUGUGGAGGGUGCUGUGUCACUGCUUGUUGAGGGGCAGGUGGACACUGCGCCCCUGGUGACCCAGGAGGAGGUGGCUGCCCACUGCAAGGGCCCUGGGCCUCCCUAACCCAGGCAGAGGGUGGGGGCACAGGCUUGGCCUAAAGGCAGGUAGCCUGAGUCCCUGCUCUGUCCACUGAGCCACCGUGGGAUACUGGGGCACCCCUGGGGGCAGGGGAGGCCCCAGAGCAUGCUGCCUGGUAGCUUUUUUAAGAAUAAAAGCCAAUUCAUUUUCCAA